Phytophthora nicotianae INRA-310 is the source of this 3774-nucleotide messenger RNA. RefSeq lists its product as hypothetical. The record is from RefSeq and is a predicted model, not a curated record. The transcript has a single exon. Bases 1 to 3774 code for a protein of 1257 amino acids. Gene Ontology annotation, molecular function: protein binding. Lineage: Eukaryota; Oomycota; Peronosporomycetes; Peronosporales; Peronosporaceae.
AUGGUCAAGACGGACCCAGUGCCGUUGACGCGGUCUCCAGCCGAAAUCUCGACGCUCAAUUCGCUGCGAAGUCUGCCAGACCUUCUGCUUUACUCUCGACGUCUUCAAUCCGGCGACACCAACGACCGUGGACGAAGCGUAGUAACGUCAAGUGUGACGGCACUCCGUUCACUUUGUAGCUCCCAGGGACGACAGCAAUCGGUCUCUAAAGCUGUUGAGCCUGGAUCACUAGAACGGUGGCUCGCUCUCGCCGAAAUUUCAGCAAAACUCGAUGCCGAUGUCGAGAAUCUAGAGCGAGAAAUCCAGGUUCAUGAACGUAAGCGAAGUGUUUUGGAAGGAUUAAACUCAACGAAGUUACCACCAGCGGAAGCGUGUGAGCUUGGGACGAAGCUGCAGUGUCUUCAAGAAGUACUGGGGACGCUUCGCUUUCGAACGUAUUGUCGAGAUCUGUUCAUCCUGGUAAGGAAUCUGCGUUUGCGUCUGGAGCUGUACGGCAUUCGGAUGCUAGACUUCGAGCGACAUUUGUGCAGAGAACGCGUCGUGUCUGUCGAGAAGCUGUUGUGGCUUUUGAACGAGACUGAACGCUGUUUUCCGAAGACUGAACAAGAACCAAUGUCCCCAAUUGAACAUGAAGACUACGCAUUGUUAUUCCAGCACUGUAGUGAUCCUGAAAGCCCUGAAGCUGUGAUUGUCACGGAGGAUUUUAUGGCAUUACUGCGCAGUCUCCCACUCGAGAGAACGACCUUAGUACGCUAUGUAUUCGAACAACUCGCAGAUGGUCGAAGAGGAGAAGGCUAUCGUCCUCCUCCCGAUUACACAAGAAUUCACCACAUUCACGCGGCGAUCAAGUUACAGCGCAGCCAUUGUUCCACUGCAGAGAUAGAAGCUGCUGAAGCUUGGCUCCAAGUCGUGGGUACCGAAGCAGUCACGCUUCACGAUCUGCUCCAGUUUCAUCUCGCUACAAGCGAUGGGAAUGUUACAGAAGACGCGGAAUUUGUACGCUUCGUGCAGCGGAUGUGGGGGUUUGACCCCUUAACAGUGAAAGAUGCGGAUCGUGGGGAAGCUAUUCAACAUUUGGUCGAAAACUACACUGCGAGGGGUCAUUUACAUGAGCUGAUUACUCGUAAACGAGAACUUCUUGCGAAGGUUCCAGGCGCCCAAGCGAGGAUUCGAUCAGCCACAACUCAAUUAGAGGCCGAGCUGCAAAAUAUCCGAGCAUUGCAAGCUCCAGCAGGAUUAAGUCACUGGUUGCAAUGCGAUGAAAGUAUAAACUCUCGACUUGGUGGUACGUUGGCGUUGCUACGUGAAUUGACGCUUCCAGGUCAAUUUCUGGCCUCGAUUCCAGAUUUUGUAGGAAUUCUGAAAGAGUUACAAAUUUUGGAUUUUCGGGAUAAUCGCCUUGAAAGCAUCUCAUCGGCACUAGGGAACCUGAAAAACCUCCGAGCGUUGAAUUUGUCGGACAAUCUGCUGCGUGAUGCGAGUUUUAUGGGGGCUGACGAUAUGUGGAGUCAAUUGGAAGUGCUUAGAGAUCUUCGGUUGAGUGGGAAUAAACUCACCUCCUUACCUAGUGCGCUGGUGGCGAUUCCAAAUCUAGAAAUUUUAGAUCUGUCCAGAAAUGCAAUACAGUCAAUUCGUGGAGACGUUAUGAAGCUUUGGAAAGGUAGAAGUCGGCUUAUUACACUGGAUCUGUAUGCUAAUGCACUCUCAACGCUACCUGAGGAGAUUCACGUCUUAUUUGGAACCCUACGAAGGCUACUACUUCAUCAGAAUCAAAUGUCAAGUUUACCUAAUUCGAUUGGUGAGCUGCUACGUCUGGAAGAGAUGACAUUAUCCCAGAACCAACUCACAGGCGAGUCUCUUUCUUCCUAUCCUUUACCUGAAGGACAUUCAGCCAUCUCGCUAGCGCAAAAUCAGCUUAGAGUUCUGCCUCGCCUUGUUGUUGUUCACGUCGAAGGUAAAGGUCCUCCAAAACCAGUGAAUACCAGUGUAACAAGCGUUGAUGUGCGUGGAAACCGUCUUCGAAAUGUGGUGAAUUGGUCGCCGAUAGUGCUAGCAAAUUGUCAAGCUCUUCACCUCCAGAACAAUUGUUUACGCGAACUUCCCGAUGAUUUUUUCGUAGCACUCCCAGCACUGCGAGUAUGUGAACUACAGAGCAAUCAGCUGCGAUUGUUACCGGUGGGAAUUGCGGAGUGUAAACAACUGCGAAUUCUUCAUGUUAACGAUAAUUGUUUGCAGUCGUUACCCAAGGAAUUAGUGCAGUUACCUUUUCUGGAAGUUCUAAAUGCUGCAGAAAAUGAAUUCUCAGAAAUCCCGCUGGAAUGGCAUGCUUUUGAGACUCAAAACGACGGUACUAGAGUGCUCCACUCACUGAUGUUACGACGAAAUCCACUGAGUAACAAAAUUCUCUUGAGUAUCGUAGAUGGUAGUGCGGACAGUUCGAUGUAUUCAACAAAAGCCUGGCUGAACGGUAUAUCCGAUGAUACUAUCUGUGAAGGAGUUAUCAAGAAGUUGCUAGACGGUCUUCGUGAUGCAAGCCUUAUCUUACGUACUGAUCGAGCAUCAACUCGAAAGGCUUGGGUUGAUAGUGACGAAGAUGAAGAAAGGUCCAGUAAUAAACCAAAGUGGCGUGGGGUGGCUCGUGACGUGAAUCUCUACUUGGAACAACGUCUUCGUUCAAUCCAAAGACCAGGUACUAAACGAAAUUCUGCAACGUUGGUAGUUGAUGUGAAGAGUUUCGAGCGAUUGAUCCGGACGUUGCCAUUCACGUGUUCCAAAAAGGAGUUGACACAUCUCGUAAGGCGUUUUCUGGUGCUAGAAGAUGCUGAAAGUGAGGGACACACUAAAUGCAAUCGUCAGAUCGACGGUGUGGCGUUUCUACAGGCUAUUGAGCGGUUUGGACGAUGGCGAUCGAUCUCAACGCCAUCAAAGCGAUCGAUGAGCUCGGUACUAAAACCAACGACUGACUCUGCAAGACCAAUUAUCCAGUACCUCAUGGUGUUGCACAGACGAAUGCAACAAGAACAGGAACAAGAGGGAAUUCGGAGUCCUCAUCCGAAACGUCGAUUCAAGAUAAAUCUUCGUAAGCCAAAACAACCUGCCAAGACACCCCGAAAAAAGGACCCAAGUACUGCGAAGCUGAAGCCACAUCCCGUAAUGAACCAAGCUCCAGAACAACUCAUCAAGACCAGCAAAAGUCGCGCUGAUGUGCUUGUCGAUCGACAGCGACAACGCAUCCAAGUACUCGAGCAGCAGCUCGUUGAUCAGAAAUUGCUACUACUAGCUCAUCAAAAGCCAAAUCUCGGUAGAAGCAAGAGUUCCGAUGAUAACAAUGGCACCACAAUAGCUCCAGCUGACCUUACGCUGGUCUCAGAUAACGAGACCAGAGAAUGUCAAGCAUUCAAAACUAACGACAACAGUGAAGAAACCGUCACUAUCAGUGUUAAAUGUUUGCAUCUGCGGGCAACAGGCGAGAGCGAGAAGAUCGGAGACCAGCAGGUGCAGACGAUGAAAAAACUUGCUUGUCUGGAUUUCCGCCUUCAACCAGAUGAUUCAGUGCUGCAUUUGAAAUACCAGCUUGAAGAUCGAACUGGAGUACCAGUUGAUCAUCAAAUUCUAAUCACCAAUAACGUCCGUCGCGGGGCACCCGCUAUUCGUCUACAAAACAGCGCCACGCUGCGCGAAUACUCUGAGCAUGUGGGCGGCGUGAGCAGAUGGUCUUUGACGCUGCUCAUCGGCCAAAGUCUGCCAUUGUCUUGUGAGCAUCAGGCCACAUGA